ACAAAUCCUCUUCGAGAAUUCUUUCUUCCAUGGCUUUGGAAGCCUACGCUUCACGAAACGCAGACACAGUCCACGCCGAUGUUCUCUCCGAAGCCAGACAAGCUUGCUACAAGGCUCGGGAUGCUUUCUAUGCGUGUCUGGAAAAGGAGUCCAACAAGACACCCACGGAGAUCGCUUCGGUUGGACUGCUUUACCCAUCUGACUGCAAAGGAUCGAGGGCCGAUUUUGUCAAACACUGCCGGGCAUCUUGGGUGAAGCAUUUUGAUAGGCAGUACUGUCGGAACCAGAGGGUGCAGAGGCUUUUGGAUGACAAGGACUCGAGACGAGGUCCGUUGACGCUUCCGCAGCCUUACACUUUCAAGCCUCCGAGCUAAGAGUUUUUAUGAGCAUUUGGCUUUCUGGGUUUUUUAAAGCUGUUAGUUUUUCCCGGCAUUGAUGAAUUUUCACUUGUACAGCUAUCAAUCAAAGUAUAGUAUACAUUGCCUUUGAGUUUGAAAUCUAAACCUAUGAUGGUUAAUUAUAAAUCAUUGCGGGUAUUUUGUUAA
Messenger RNA from Juglans regia (Persian walnut), 545 nucleotides. RefSeq names its product cytochrome c oxidase assembly factor 6. Gene Ontology annotation, cellular component: respiratory chain complex IV; mitochondrion. Bases 30 to 374 code for a protein of 114 amino acids. The record is from RefSeq and is a predicted model, not a curated record. Lineage: Eukaryota; Viridiplantae; Streptophyta; Magnoliopsida; Fagales; Juglandaceae. The transcript is spliced from 3 exons.